Molecule: messenger RNA, 1177 nt
Organism: Panicum hallii
Lineage: Eukaryota; Viridiplantae; Streptophyta; Magnoliopsida; Poales; Poaceae
Product: general transcription factor IIF subunit 2-like
Exons: 6
Coding region: 151-933 (260 amino acids)
Biological process (GO): transcription initiation at RNA polymerase II promoter; transcription by RNA polymerase II
Cellular component (GO): transcription factor TFIIF complex
Source: RefSeq, a predicted model, not a curated record
UUCCGCCUCCGUUCUCCGCAGUGUCAGAUCGGCCGUCGCGCGCCGAGCCCGAGCCCUAGCGCAGCCGCUCGCCCCGCCUCUCAGCCCCGACCUCUGAGGAACAGCGAGGGCCUUGCGGAUCGGGAUCGCGCCGCGGCGGCAGGACGACCGAUGGGCGAGGAGGCCAAGUACCUGGAGACGGCGCGGGCCGACCGCUCCGUGUGGCUCAUGAAGUGCCCCCCGGUCGUCUCCCGCGCCUGGCAGGCCGCCUCCGCCUCGUCCUCCUCCGACGCCGCCAACCCCAACCCCGUCGUCGCCAAGGUCGUCCUCUCCCUCGACCUGCUCAGCAACGAAGAGCCUUCCCUCCAGUUCAAGAUGGAGUUGGCGCAAACUAACACUGGCAAUACACCUAAAAGCUACUCUUUGAAUAUGUUCCAAGAUUUCGUGCCCAUGUGUGUUUUCUCCGAAUCUAACCAAGGGAAACUUUCAUGUGAAGGAAAAGUCGAGCAUAAAUUUGACAUGGAACCUCACAGUGAUAAUUUGGUGAACUAUGGAAAGUUAUGCCGUGAAAGAACACAGAAAUAUAUGGUUAAAUCUAGACAAGUGCAGGUACUUGACAAUGACCACGGCAUGAGCAUGAGACCAAUGCCUGGCAUGGUUGGUCUAAUACCUUCUGGUUCAAAGGAGAAGAAGAAGCAAACACCAGCCAAACCAUCUGAUGUCAAAAGAACUCGUAGGGAUCGCACGGAAAUGGAAAAUAUUAUAUUCAAGCUUUUUGAAAGGCAGCCUAAUUGGGCACUAAAGGCGCUAGUGCAAGAAACUGACCAGCCGGAGCAAUUCCUUAAGGAGAUACUGAAUGAUCUCUGUGUGUACAACAAACGAGGACCAAACCAGGGGACACAUGAGCUCAAGCCUGAAUACAAGAAAUCCACAGGCGAUACUGAUGCUGCUUGAAGAUGCAAGUCCAUUUAUCUGUAGUUUUAUGAGUGAGAGAUACUGACGACCUGUUGGCCUGACAUGCGAAAACAUUAGCUCUCUGUUGGUAACUCAGGCUACAUGUUUGUAAACAUGAGAUGAUUCAGUUUCAUUUGCAUGCUUUGAGAGGCAUUGUUUGUAAGGAUAUGUAUAAGCUGGAUUCCAAUUGUUCACAGAAAAGAGAAAAGAACUGAAACCACAUGUAAGAGUGUGAAUUGCCGGA